Messenger RNA from Cololabis saira (Pacific saury), 1656 nucleotides. Its product is annotated as kelch-like protein 10. Gene Ontology annotation, molecular function: protein binding. The coding region runs from base 1 to 1656 and encodes 551 amino acids. The transcript has 5 exons. The record is from RefSeq and is a predicted model, not a curated record. Lineage: Eukaryota; Metazoa; Chordata; Actinopteri; Beloniformes; Belonidae.
AUGGACAUCUCUGUGUUGAAGGAGCUCCUUCUGGAGGAAUCGCUGUGUGACGCCGUGAUCAAAGUUGAAGAUGGGGAGUUCAAAGCUCACAGGAUCAUCCUCUGCGGCCGCAGCUCCUACUUCAGUGACCUGUUCUGCAGCAACCCAACACAGAAGGUCUUCAGCUUCCCGGACGUGUCAGCAAAAGUGAUGAGCCUCAUCGUGGAGAACGCCUACACCGGCUCCGUCACAGUGACGGAGGACAACGUGCUGGAACUGUUGGCGGGAGCGCAGGACUUCGACGUCAAAACCAUCAUUCAGGCCUGCUGUGACUUCCUGCAGAAAAACCUCAGCUCCGACAGCAGCAUCGUCACCUGGAAGCUGGCAAAACACUCCCAGUAUCCCGAGCUGAGGGAGAAAGCCUGCCUUUACAUCCUGCUUCACUUCGAGGAGAUUGCGAGGUUCUCCCAGGAGUUCGUGCAGCUGUCUGUGGAGGAACUGACGGAUCUCAUAGAGAAGGACGAGCUGAACGUGAGGCAGGAAAGUGCUGUUUUUGAGGCCAUUCUCCGCUGGAUCAGCUUUGCCCCUGAGGAACGCAGGGGCCACAUGACCACAUUGCUGCCCAGCGUCCGCCUGCUCUUAAUGCCUAUUGAGUACUUGGUUGAAAUUGUGAGCAAAGAUGAUGUUGUAAGGAACAACCUGGACUGUGUGACUAUGGUGACCAGCACCGUGGAGAUCCUGCGUGACCCCAGCAUGGAGAGACCCCCCACACGCACACGCCUGCCCGCCGAGCUGCUGUUCACUAUCAGUGGCUUCCAGGACAAUCUUCCAAAUGAUGAGAUCGAGUUAUAUAAUGUGCGAACUGACCGCUGGCUGACAGCAUAUAAGAAUGAUCAAACUUUUCCAAAGUUCUGCGGUUGCGUUCACCUCCAGGGAUCCAUCUAUUUUAUUGGCGGCGGUGUCACCCGUUUCCACUUAAGCAACGUGCAAAUGUUCACCCUCGCCACCCAAAGUUGGCAAGAGGUUGGGUCGAUGCAUGAGCCUCGACGCUCCCUCGGUGUGGCCGUCCUGAACGGCUUCAUAUACGCCAUGGGAGGCUGGAAUGGCCAUGAGACACUCAGGUCUGCAGAGCGGUUCCAGCCCGACACCAACCAGUGGACUGAAAUCGCACCGAUGCACGAUCGGAGGGCUGAUGUUGGCGCUGCAGCUCUGCACGGCAAGAUAUACAUCUGUGGGGGAUUCAGCGGCGGGGAGCCUCUGUUUUCUGCCGAGUGCUACAACCCUGACACCGACCAGUGGACGCUGAUCACGCCCAUGGAAACGGCUCGGUCUGCAGCCGGGGUCGUCAGCUACAACGGACACAUUUACGUGGCUGGAGGCUGGGACGGCACCAAUCACGUGUCCACCGUCUCCGCCUACGACCCCGUAUCCGAGCACUGGUGCACGGCGGCCCCCAUGCUUCACGCACGCAGCCAGUUCGGCAUCGCCGUGCUGGAGGAGCAGCUGUACGUGGUGGGAGGCUUCCAGAAUGAGAACCCGCUGAUGUGCAGCAACGUGGAGCGCUACGACGGCGCCAGCGACAGCUGGCAGGCCGUGCGUGACCUCGACCAGACCUUCUUAGCCGUCAGCUGCUGCGUGGUGGAGCGGGUGCCGCACGCAGCGGCCUACCUGUCGUAA